UAAUGAGAAUAAUUAUUUACGGAAGAUAUGCUAGAAUUGAGCCAAGCCUUUUGUGGAUUCUGAUAUAGACCUCAGUAGGAUAGCCGAAAAUUUCUUCUAAUUUUAUCCUCACAAUUAUUGAAUGUCAGAUAUGCUAGAAUUGAGCUAAGCCUUAACAGUAAGGAAGUAACUUUAAUACCCUUAAUCGCAAUUACUCAACUAACAUUGGUAGGUUAGAAAUAUAUGGUAAAAUGUUUGAUUUGAUAGAAAGGAGUGAAUUGUGUUUAUUUUUUUCAUUAUGGAUUUCUGGAAAUAUAGUGAAAGUUAAAAGAUGUACAUUUUCCCACUGAUGAUAUGACACUUAUCCAGUUCCUUGUUAAGAUAUCACCCUUUUUAAGUAGUAGGAGUAGAAUUUUUAAGGUGGAUAUACUUUCUCCAUUCUUUGCUACACAAUAAUGAGUUUUAAUGUAAAGUUGCAUGUUUCUGUCUUGUUUUGAGCUUCACUUUUUCCCCAUCUCAAUAUAUUUCUCUUAAUAAGUCUAUUCUUCAAUGUGGGGAUCAGCUAGAUUUUUUAAAAUAUUGGAUUAGAAUAUUUUGAUUGCUAAUUAAAAUACUUGUUUGGAAUGAGAUACACUUGUUUGGAAUUCUAUGAAUUGAGAUAUUAUCUAGUAAAUAAAAUGUUUAAUUGAUUACAUUUCAUGUUUAAUUGUUAAUUUUAAUUAUAAACAAACCAAGGUGCUCAACAAUCCACCACCCAUGAUUUGUACACCUGAUUACUGUAUUGAAUCAAGGCAAACCUGAUACAUUAUUGCUAAAAUAAAAAAUUUGUGUCCUAAAUAGCCGUAUGUUAUUUACUAUAUAAACCAAAGUAGUAUACUGCUAGAAACAUAAGUGGAAAUCAUGGGAAGUAGCCAAUGCAUCUAAUGACCAAAGUCAAGGAUUGUCAACAAAAUUGUUAGGAAAUACUAGUAACAAUCAAAAGAACGAAUUCGACAGAAAUGUAGUUGUUUUGAUUAUUCCAUAAUCUCAAUUUCAUUUCAAAAUCCAAUGCCAAAAUUUCAUUCAAAACUCAUCGUAACAUAAUACAUAUAACUAUAUCUUAUACCCCAAACCAUACAAUAAUUAAAAAAAUCAUGUUAUUCUACAUUCUCCAAUUUUAACAAUUUUCGUUACUUGUAAAAAUGGAAUAAAAUAACAAAAAUAAUUCAUAAUAAUUUUAAAUUAUACUCCUAUUAAUUAAAUACUAAUAAUAACAUAAUUUAAAAUUUUAAAAUUGAAUUUUAGAAAGAAAUUAGAAAUGAGGACGAUUUUGGGAUUAUGUGAUUUUACUAAAAUUUUAGAACAAAAUAGUAAAUUUUUAGAAAUACUAGUAAUUUCUUAAAAAAAAUAAGCCGGCGCAUGAAUAUGUUGAUACGUGUCGAGCAGCUGAGAACGGCGGCUGAAAUAAGUCUUUAACAUUGAUCUUCGGAGAAACAGGACAAACGCGGGUCAAAUGGUUGCGGCAGCGAUGACGUACUUCCAGUUCCCAAUCCCCUAUUUUAAGCUCACCAUUCCUCAAUUCUGUUCGAUUCAUCACUCAAAUUCUCAAUUCCGCCAAAAUGGGAGUAAACGUGCCCAAAAUCAAGCUCGGAUCGCAGGGCUUUGAGGUCUCGAAGCAAGGCCUCGGAUGCAUGGGUAUGUCCGCCUUUUACGGGCUGCCGAAGCCCGACGCCGAUAUGAUCAAGCUCAUCCACCACGCCAUCGACUCCGGCGUCACCUUUCUCGACACAUCCGACUUCUACGGUCCCCACACCAACGAGAUCCUCAUCGGAAAAGCUUUGAAAGGGGGGGUGAGGGAGAAAGUGCAACUUGCUACUAAGUUCGGGGUAAUGUACCGGGAUGGGAAGCGUGAGGUACGUGGUGACCCAGCUUAUGUGAGGUCAUCAUGUGAGUCGAGCUUGAAGCGUCUUGAUGUGGACUGCAUUGAUCUCUAUUAUGUCCAUCGAAUUGACACCAGUGUGCCCAUAGAAGUCACUAUGGGAGAACUCAAGAAAUUGGUCGAAGAAGGAAAGAUAAAAUACAUAGGCCUCUCAGAGGCAUCUGCUUCAACAAUUAGAAGGGCUCAUGCUGUUCAUCCAAUAACUUCCCUUCAAAUCGAAUGGUCAUUGUUUUCAAGAGAUGUAGAAGAAGAAUUGAUUCCUACAUGCAGAGAACUUGGUAUUGGAAUUGUCCCAUAUAGUCCACUUGGACGCGGCUUCCUUUCAGUAGGUCCAAAGCUGCUAGACGAGGCAUCAGAGGGUGACUUUCGCAAGUCCUAUUUUCCGAGGUUCCAGGGUGAAAAUCUUGAAAGCAACAAGAUCAUAUACGAAAAGAUUUGUGAAAUGGCUACAAGUAAAGGUUGCAGCCCAUCCCAAUUGGCGUUGGCUUGGGUUCAUCACCAAGGAGAUGAUGUGGUUCCUAUACCCGGCACCACCAAGAUUGACAAUUUCAACGACAAUGUAGGAGCACUCUCUGUGAAACUAACUCCAGAAGAGAUGAGCCUUCUAUCUUCUUUGGCUGAGAAUGUCAAAGGAGACAGAUACAUAACCAUGGCGAGCACAUGGACUAACGCAGACACGCCCCCGUUGGAAUCGUGGAAAGCCGAGGGAAAGAUAAAAUACAUAGGCCUCUCAGAGGCAUCUGCUUCAACAAUUAGAAGGGCUCAUGCUGUUCAUCCAAUAACUGCCCUUCAAAUCGAAUGGUCAUUGUUCUCAAGAGAUGUGGAAGAAGAAUUGAUUCCUACGUGCAGAGAACUUGGUAUUGGAAUUGUCCCAUAUAGUCCACUUGGACUCGGCUUCCUUUCAUUAGGUCCCAAGGUGCUAGAGGAGGCAUCAGAGGGUGACUUUCGCAAGAGCGCCUAUUUUCCGAGGUUCCAGGGUGAAAAUCUUGAAAGCAACAAGCUCUUAUACGAAAAGAUUCGUCAAAUGGCUACAAGUAAAGGUUGCAGCCCAUCCCAAUUGGCGUUGGCUUGGGUUCAUCACCAAGGAGAUGAUGUGGUUCCUAUACCGGGUACCACCAAGAUCGAAAAUUUUAACGACAAUAUAGGAGCGCUGUCUGUGAAACUAUCUCCAGAAGAGAUGACCCUUCUAUCUUCUUUGGCUGAGAAUGUCAAAGGAGAAAGGCUCAUAACAACGGUGCACACAUGGAAAGACGCAGACACGCCCCCGUUGGAAUCGUGGAAACCCGAGGGUUGAUAUGCAUGACUGCACCUGCUCCUUCCAUGCCCCCAAUAGUUCUUGUACUAUAUUAAUUACUUGAAAAUCUAUCCUUAUUCCCUUUUUGUUUGUUUGUGAGAGGUAAUGGCUAGUUUGAAUAAUGCUUCCAAGAUAGUUUGAUAUGUAUAUUUGUGUGAACUUUUUCUAUAAGAUGGUUCUGUGUUACCUGCCAUCUUGUUGUAUCUUAAACUGUUACCUAAAAUCUCUUUUUGAGACCAAAUACGCAGUUUCUCUAGGAAAUAUAUCGAGUGUCAUAUUUAGGAUGCAUUCUGAAUGUAUUGAAUUCACAAUUUUAUACUCAUUUUUGUUUUUGGUUAUUUAUUUUUACUUA
Molecule: messenger RNA, 3543 nt
Organism: Salvia splendens (bonfire salvia)
Lineage: Eukaryota; Viridiplantae; Streptophyta; Magnoliopsida; Lamiales; Lamiaceae
Product: auxin-induced protein PCNT115
Exons: 8
Coding region: 1578-3191 (537 amino acids)
Cellular component (GO): cytoplasm
Source: RefSeq, a predicted model, not a curated record